Gekko japonicus is the source of this 648-nucleotide messenger RNA. It is a transcript of the gene SLC31A2, whose product is annotated as solute carrier family 31 (copper transporter), member 2. The transcript has 4 exons. Gene Ontology annotation, molecular function: copper ion transmembrane transporter activity. Lineage: Eukaryota; Metazoa; Chordata; Lepidosauria; Squamata; Gekkonidae. Gene Ontology annotation, biological process: copper ion transmembrane transport. The record is from RefSeq and is a predicted model, not a curated record. Gene Ontology annotation, cellular component: membrane. Bases 110 to 544 code for a protein of 144 amino acids.
CAUACAUUUGGACAUAGGAGGAACUUGAUCGCUGGGCGGAAAGUUGGAGCGGGCGGUUCGGCAGCUGCGUUCGUCGCGCGUCGCAGGGGGACAGGGGGAAGAAGGCGAGAUGAUGCCGAUGUAUUUCUUCUUCUCUGACAAAGUGGUUCUUCUGUUUGACUUCUGGAAUGUCCACAGCCCUGCAGGGAUGGUGCUUUCGGUGCUGGUGAUCAUGCUGCUGGCAGUGUUGUACGAAGCCAUCAAAGUGGGCAGGGCCAAGCUGCUCCAGCGCACGAUGCCGGCCCUGGCCCACAGCCUCAGCCAGGAGACUUUACAAGAGCCAGAGAGGGCGUCCAUGAACACAAGCACGGAGCAGCUAGCCAGCACCCCCCAAAAGUUGUUCCUGUGGCACAGCACCCAGACCCUGCUCCACGUCAUCCAAGUGGUCCUUGGUUACCUGGUGAUGCUUGCUGUGAUGUCUUACAAUGCGUGGAUCUUCUUGGGUGUGAUUGUGGGCUCAGCCAUCGGGUACUACAUCGCCUACCCACUGCUCAACACAAGAUAGCCUUGGUGGGCUCGACUCUGUAUAGGAAGUUGAAACAGCCCAGAUUCUGCUUCAGAAACUGAUUGACACGGCUUGGCACCUGCCGAGAAGAAAGAGACGCUCCC